UUUGUCAUAGUUGGUGGUUGGUGACAUCUGCCGGUAACGUUCCGCAAAUGAUCAGUUUUGUCUUCCUUACAACCUGUCCAUUUACACAGUUACCACUGCAGCUCGACCAUGGCCGAUCUUGCCAAGACAACGAACCCCCUGUCUGUCGUGGCGAAGUUGUGUUACGCUUUCGGGGGCGUUGGUGGUGAGAUCCUAUGGGUCGUAUUCGGGGCGUACACCAGCAUCUUUCUGGUGGAUGUGGCGCAGAUGCCACCUUUAUUUGCAGCGUCAAUCAUUUUCGGCAGUAGGGUAGUGGACAUCCUAUGCAAUGUCUUCCUGGGCCCGAUGAUUGACAGGACGAACACACGAUGGGGGAAGAUAAAACCAUGGAUCGUAAUAUCAACUCUGUUUCUGAUUGUAACGAACGCGUUGGUCUGGUAUGUCCCGGAUGUUGGGACGGGAGGAAAGCUGGCCUGGUACAUCAUACUGUACAUUUUGCUGGUGCUCGCCUUUUCGGGCUUUUCAAUUUCAUAUCGCACGUUCGUGAUGUUUCUGAGCGAGGACAGCUCUGAGAGAGACUCGGCCAUGCAGUACAGGGCAUUGCUGGCAAUUGUAGGAGUGGUAGGGGGAAUAGUAAUGCACGGACAAACCCUGGCGUCUUUCAGACGCUCCGAGCACGACUCCUGUGACAACAUGACCUACAGCGCUAACAGCAGCACCAACAGUUCUGUGGACGGAGUUUCUUUACAGAUGACGCGAACCGGCUACAUAAUCUCCUCAGCAGCUGUGUGUGGUCUUCUUCUGUUGUGUUUGUCAGCGGUAGUCUUUGGAACGACAGAGAGAAAAGAUAUUUCGGCGACAUCCGGAGGAAAACGUGACCAGAACAUGUUCAAGACGGCGAAGAUUGUAUUGACAUUUCGCCCCAACGUCUAUUUUCUUCUGGCAUAUUUCUUUAUACAAAUACCUGUUUCUAUAGGACAUGGGGGCAUCGCCCUAUACGUACAGUACAGUCUGGACCUGGAAGAUCAGAUAGAGAACGUCAUCUUAGCUAUGAUGGUGGCAUCAGCGGCAGCCAUGCCCGUCAUUGCUUGGGUCGUGUCCAAACUGGGAAGGAAGACUUCCUACAUUUGCUUUCAGCUGGCUGCAAUCCCGAUAUACAUUGGUUUUCAGUUUGUACCAAAGGGAAGUUUGGCUGUUUUUGCUGUUGUCAUCGCUUUAGGGGUCACAGUUCUUGCACAAAACUUUAUACCAUGGUUGAUUGUCAGUGACAUAACAGAGGACUGCUGCCUACAGACCGGUGAAAGACUGGACACUCCCUUCGUCGCCAUCUUCUUGUCCACUAAAAGUCUUGCCAUCACCGUGGGACUGAUCAUGGCAACCAUCGGCCUGGAAAUCGGAGGCUACAAAGUAGGAUCUUGUACUCAGCCUGACACGGUGGGAAGCGCCUUGCGGAUUCUGGCGUCGACGUUUACGUCAGUCCUGACCUUCAUCGGUGUGGUGUUUGCAUGGAGAUAUCCCAUCACUGAGGACAGGCGGAAAGAAAUUACAGAGGCCAUCAAUAAACGAAAACUUUCAAGAAACUCCCAGCCUGACGAGACCCAGAGAAACGGAAGCCUGUCCAACGUGAACGGAAAAGUUCUUCUACCUGAGGAGUCUUCAAGGCCAGAAGGAUUACAGGAAGGAGACAAACUUUUGUCUUCAGAACUAGACUUGUCUGUACUUUUAGAUUGUAAAGAAUCAGUGGUGUAAUCAUUAAAAAAGUGCCACAGGAGAACUUUUCAUAGAAGAUACUAUUUUAUGAAAAGGUAGGUACUGAGGGCUAAAGGAAAUACUGCUGUUAGGUACCUGUAUUAUGUGGCGGCUCAUAAUCUGAAAAUAAAUAGGGAAGUGGAAAUACAGUCUUUAUUGGUUGUCGUGCUUGUUUGGUUCAUUUUUUGAGGUCCCCACUUAGGACCAAUAGCAUGAAGUUAUCUUACUUAUCCGUAUUAUUUACCUGGACACCCAUACAAUGAUAUCUCAUGCAACACAUUACAUUAUGUUGAAUAUGUCAAUACCUUACAUCACC
Messenger RNA from Branchiostoma floridae (Florida lancelet), 2044 nucleotides. Its product is annotated as sodium-dependent lysophosphatidylcholine symporter 1-B-like. Gene Ontology annotation, molecular function: symporter activity. Lineage: Eukaryota; Metazoa; Chordata; Leptocardii; Amphioxiformes; Branchiostomatidae. The record is from RefSeq and is a predicted model, not a curated record. Bases 109 to 1728 code for a protein of 539 amino acids. The transcript has 14 exons. Gene Ontology annotation, cellular component: membrane. Gene Ontology annotation, biological process: carbohydrate transport.